AUAACCCCGCCAUCCCGCCUGUCAGAGAACAUAACCCAGGCUUGGAACAAUUACGCAGGUUGACUUUCGUUCACUGCUACACACGUCCUUCGAUCACAAUGCGUGAGAGAAUCCAACAGCUCGACAUCGAAGGUCGCAAUAGCCACGAUGCCAUCUUCGAGGCUUCCUAUCUGGAUGACAUCCCGGCCGCCCUGACCGAGUGGAAAGCGUCACGCAUCCUUCUCGUCGUCAGCACCAGUCUCGACACGAAGUCCUCGGUCAUUCGUGAUCUCGAGAAGGGCCUAUCAAACUACCAGGUCUACAAAAAAGUCGGAGUGGGCAGUCACUCGCCCUACAGUGACAUCAUCGACAUCGCACACAGAGUCCAGGACCAUGACAUCCAAGCCGUUGUCUCUAUCGGGUCGGGCUCCUACUCGGAUGCGUGCAAAAUCGCCGUGAUGCUGAGUGCUACACUCCCCUCGGGAUUCGGGGAGAAUGAGAUGGAAGCCUUGGUGGACCAGAAGCGAGGCCUAGCCGGACCGGACUCUGUCAAGGCUCCCGCAACCAAGCUGAUCUGUGUGCCCACAAGUCUCAGUGCGGGCGAGUGGAACUCCUACGCGAGCGGGACCAAUGCCGCAGGGAAGAAACAACAUUUUAUGCAUCCAGAGGGGGCCCCGUCCUUGAUCCUGAUGGAUCCCACGGUCGCACGAACCACCCCGUCGCACCUGUGGCUGGCGUCGGGCAUGCGCGCCGUCGACCACUUCGUGGAGAGUCUGUGCCGCGCCGAAUGCCACGAGGCUGCAAUUCAUAUCAAGAAGGGGUUGCCGCUUUUGGUGCGAGGGCUGAAGGAGUACCACGAGGGACAAGAGGGUGGCAACGAGGACGAGCUGCUAAAAGGCAUUGCAGAGAGUCAGCGCGGGUCUAGAGAUGCGCUGAUUCCUCUCAUCAAGUGGAAAAUACCCAUGGGGGCAAGCCAUGCUAUUGGCCAUCAGCUGGUGAGUUUGGUUGGCACCCGCGCUGGAUAGAGUAGAGUAGCUUGCUGAUCGAAGGUGCCAACAUAGGGCAGUGUGGCAGGCGUCCAGCAUGGUGUGACGGUAAGCCGGCGUCAAGUUCCACCCCAUCCUCUGCUGUAGGACGCAUACUGACUUUUGUCGAGAGCUGCAUUUUACUCCCCCCGACACUUCGAUUCACGCUCGAUGAGACC
Messenger RNA from Aspergillus aculeatus ATCC 16872, 1183 nucleotides. RefSeq lists its product as uncharacterized. Gene Ontology annotation, molecular function: metal ion binding; alcohol dehydrogenase (NAD+) activity. Gene Ontology annotation, cellular component: mitochondrion. Lineage: Eukaryota; Fungi; Ascomycota; Eurotiomycetes; Eurotiales; Aspergillaceae. The coding region runs from base 99 to 1004 and encodes 301 amino acids. The transcript has 2 exons. The record is from RefSeq and is a predicted model, not a curated record.